This is a messenger RNA of Phalaenopsis equestris, 3591 nucleotides long. RefSeq lists its product as uncharacterized. Gene Ontology annotation, cellular component: cytoplasm. Gene Ontology annotation, molecular function: protein serine/threonine kinase activity; ATP binding; protein tyrosine kinase activity. The record is from RefSeq and is a predicted model, not a curated record. Lineage: Eukaryota; Viridiplantae; Streptophyta; Magnoliopsida; Asparagales; Orchidaceae. Gene Ontology annotation, biological process: peptidyl-threonine phosphorylation; peptidyl-serine phosphorylation.
GAUUUAACAACGCAUUAAAGUUCAAAUUAUAUUGUAAUCCAUGAGUGGAACGUAAAGCAAGUGUUCCAAAAAUCGCGCAUUUUCUUACAAAUCUGAAAAAAAAAAGCAAACUGCCGGCCAAUACAAAUCGUAAGACAUAUAUAUAAUCUACGACAUAUUGAACUAAAAGCUUGACAUUAUUCUCCACGGGUUUCAUUGCCGGGUCAGAAGGGUGAUUAAAUCCAAGACACGGGAAAAAAUGAUGUCCUUUUCUUCUUGCAACGUUCUGUGAUGGCCUUGGAUCCCGCCGACUGCCGGAGCUUCGCCGCUUGUUCGGCCGCCGUUGCUUGUUUCCACUUCUUUCGCCAGCUUCGCGUCCUCUCGAUCCGCAUUGCUGCACUGUUCUGGUAGCCUUGGAAAAUGGGCGAUUCGGUGAAUGUGGUGCUAGAGUUCCUUCGAAAGAACCGGUUCAGAAAGGCUGAAGCUAGUCGGCCUGAUUUGAAUGGUUUCUUGCGGAAAAACUGCUCCGAGGAAGAGGAGGUGAGAGUGGAAGGUAAAUCCUCUCCUUUGAAACAGCGUGAAGCGUCCCAGGAGUUCAUUAUUAAGGAGAUCGAGGUUGGAAAUGGGACUAAGAGUAAGAAUGGUCUUCACAAAAACCAGGGCCAUCAGGUCAGCGAGAGCAGCAUGGCUGAUCUAUACCCUUGGAAUUUCAUUGACAUUGAUUGUAAUGCCAACUCUGUUUCUAACGAUAAUGCUGUGCUAACAAACAGCUUUUCCGAUCUCUUAAUAUCUGAUGAGAAGAGAUUUGGAAAAGGCUCAUGGGUGGGCAGUAGAAAGAAUUCAGUUCUUGAAACUAAACUGGAUUUGAUGGGGAAGCAGAGUACCUCCUAUGGUACUCGUAGCGUCGAAUUAAAGCCUGGAAACAACCAAACAAGUGAAUCCAAAGCCAGUUGUUCUUACCCAAAUGACCAUUUUCUUGAGAAUCCAUGGUCCACAUCUGAGGAGGCAACAAAAGAGUGCUCAGUGAAGACUGUUCUUCCAUUUUCUUAUGAUAACCAAUAUUCUAGCCAUGACUGUGUUCUUGAAGAUGCUGGUGAUAGAAAGGAUAGAAAGAAGAAACAUGCCCAUCGAGAUUGUAGUGAAGGUUUUAAGGAGCAAUUAGUUGAUGUAAUCAGGCCUUAUAAUUCUGAGGUCUCUCUAGUAGUUAACGACCAUGCUCUUGAUAUACCACCCAUAGAUGAUAAUCACAGGGAAGAACUGCCAAGAUUGGCUCCUGUAAGGCUCAAGUCUGAAGAAAAGUUAACAAAUCUUAAUUGGGAAGAGAAGGCUGACCACCAUGGUUUUGGAGGGACGCAUAAUAGAGUGAUGCACAAUAGUGCAGACAAUACAUUUAUGAUUGGAUCGUUUUUAGAUGUCCCUGUUGGGCAAGAGAUUAAUGCAUCAGGUGGAAAGCGGACUAGUGGAGGCAGUUGGCUUUCGGUAAGUCAAGGAAUUGCAGAAGAUACUUCUGAUUUGGUUUCUGGUUUUGCCACUGUCGGGGAUGACUCUAUGGACUAUCCGAAUGAGUACUGGGAUUCUGAUGAGUAUGAAGAUGAUGAUGAUGCUGGAUACAUGAGACAGCCUAUUGAAGAUGAAACAUGGUUUUUGGCACAUGAGAUAGACUAUCCAAGUGACAAUGAGAAAACCACUGGCCAUGGGAGUGUUCCUGAUCACCAAGACCGUGCCCUAAGGAAGGAUGACGAUGAUGAUCAAUCUUUUGCUGAAGAGGCUUCUUACUUGUCUGGGGAGCAAUAUUUCCAUAGGAAGAAUGCUGAGCAAGUUACUUGCUCUGAUAGACCCUUGGGUUCAUUGUUUGAAAUAUAUGGAAAACCAGAUGAUAAUAAUCUGAUUACUCAGUAUGAUGGAGAGUUGAUGGAUGUUGAAGAGCUAAAUUUAAUGCGUGCUGCUUGGCAGGGCUUUGUUAACCAGGGAAAUGAGCUCAUUAUGCUAGAAAAUGGGAAGGCCUUUAAUGAACGAGAACUAUCACGGCCUGCUCAUCUGAUGGAUGAUGCACACCAUAGUUCUGUAAGGUCAGUUGGGGUGGGCAUAAACAGUGAAGCUGCUGAUAUUGGCAGCGAAGUUCGUGAAAGUUUAGUUGGUGGUAGUAGUGAAGGUGAUCUCGAGUAUUUUCAUGAUCUUGAUACAGGCAUAAGUGGUUCUGGGCACUCUAAAUCUAAUACCAGUACAAGUUUUUUAGUUCAGUCGAAGAUGGACAUGUCUAAGAAAACUAAACCCAAUUCUAAUAAAUAUCUUAUGACUUCUGAUAAUGCAAAGGAAGCCCAUUUUGUUGAUGUUGGCUUUUCUUUUCCACACCCAGUGCAAAAAGGGGAUAAUUUGGGGGUGAAUUCAGGUAAAUCAUUGUGGUCAAGUAAGGGUGAUAUCGCUGUUGAUGAUGUUAAUGAAGAAUAUGGAAAGGCCAUUGGUGCGGAGGAUAUGCUAGCCACAUGGAGACGAAAAAGCGGCAAUUCUUCACCUGUAAGGAGCUCUAGAGAUGAAAGAUUUUCUGAUACUGUUAGAUCUAGAAAUUCAAGUGGUUCAUCAGCGUCAAACUCUGCCUAUGAUGAAAGAGAGACAUUCAGAAAUGUACGUGAAGGCAAAAUGAAGAAUGAAAGGGAAGAGGAACCGGGCAUAACUCUAGAGGAUGAAGAAUCAGCUGCAUUGCAGGAGCAAGUAAGACAGAUAAAAUCACAGGAAGAGGAAUUUGAAACUUUCAAUCUCAAGAUUGUGCACAGAAAGAACAGGACUGGCUUUGAAGAAGACAAAAAUUUUCAUGUUGUUCUUAAUUCAGUAAUUGCUGGGCGUUACCAUGUUACAGAAUAUCUUGGGUCAGCUGCGUUCAGCAAAGCGAUCCAGGCACAUGACCUGCACACUGGUAUUGAUGUAUGUGUGAAGAUUAUAAAGAACAAUAAAGAUUUUUUUGACCAGAGCCUUGAUGAAAUUAAGCUUCUGAAAUUUGUUAAUAAGAACGAUCCUGCUGACAAGUACCACAUUUUGCGCCUGUAUGAUUACUUCUACUACAGGGAGCACUUGCUGAUUGUUUGCGAACUUCUUAAGGCAAACUUGUAUGAAUUUCACAAAUUCAACAGAGAAUCUGGAGGGGAGGUUUACUUUACCAUGCCAAGGCUGCAGUCAAUUACUAUUCAGUGUUUGGAGGCACUUCAGUUUUUGCAUGGCCUUGGCCUCAUUCAUUGUGAUCUGAAACCUGAGAACAUUUUGGUAAAAAGCUAUAGUAGGUGUGAGGUAAAAGUGAUUGACCUUGGUAGCAGUUGUUUUGAAACAGAUCAUCUCUGUUCUUAUGUGCAAUCACGCUCAUAUCGUGCACCGGAAGUUAUUUUGGGGCUCUCUUAUGGCAAAAAGAUUGACAUAUGGUCACUUGGAUGCAUCUUAGCUGAACUUUGCACCGGCAAUGUAUUAUUUCAGAAUGAUUCUCCCGCUACUUUGCUUGCUCGAGUAAUUGGCAUCAUUGGCCCCAUAGACCAAACAAUGCUUGCUAGAGGACAUGACACAUACAAAUAUUUUACUAAAAACCACAUGUUAUACGAAAGGAACCAGGUUUGAACUUAUUCCUUUUAU